CUGUCGCGAGAAAUUGACGUGUGUACAACACUACAUCUUACAAACUAAUAAACUAAUUUGUGAUAUAUUAAUAGUGUCUAUUUCAACUUUUACUUUCUUAAAACUAACUUUUCGAGCGAAAAGUUUGCUUUUUAUCGAACAGUGGCCUUCCAAAAGUUUCUUUAACAGAAAAGUGUUUUUAAAAUUUGUGCUUUACAGGAUUUUGUUGCGUGCUUUUAACGGAUCGAUCGGUUCUCGUGGCGGAAUCCAGUUUGGUUGGUGUGACAGUCAAGCUGAUCAAAUAUAGACAAAGAUAUUCAACAAUGACAUAGGGGUCCUAACAAAAUGGCGUUGCGACUCAAGAAGGACAUAAAGAAAGCGUCGUACUACGUGUGGUUCCUCGGGGCUCAGGAGUCACGCGGCCUAAGGGGCGAGGAAUUCGCCUUACCCGCCAUACGGUUGCUGGAGGAGAGGGCGAGAGACUUGGAACCUUUUAAGGUUACACUACAGGUAUCCCACAAAGGUCUCAAGAUCAUACAAAAUGUGACAUCCAAAGGCAAGCAGCAAACGAUCAAGCACUUCAUCCCUCACGGCAGCAUCACAAGCGCUGUGGUGCAAGGGGACGUCGUUGCGUGCGUUCUUCUGCUCUACAACCCGAUCACUGGCUGCCCCGUUCACGUACACGCGUACAGAUGCGACUCAGACACCACCGCAGAGAUGCUAUUUACGCACCUCCAAGCGCUAAUCGAACGGCCAGAAAAUCAGAAGAAGUUCGCCGACAUCGAGAGAAAACUGCAAAUGAGAGGAGCUCUCCCUUCAAAGAAACCCCCAGAUUCGUCCCUAGGCAGCGAAGUGUCCAGGGAAUCCGACUCGGGUAGCAAUGAAGACAGAAAUGUCGCCAAUCUCUACGAUAGCUUGGCUGCAGAGUUAAAGCAGAAGUUGUCUACAGGUAAAAAGGGUCUAGGCAAAAGUCCAAUACUUCUACCCCCACGUGACUACGACACAGUGCACCGCCAAAAGGGGAAUCUCAGCAACAUAGACACUAGAAGAUGCCUCAACCAGAACAUAGUUGGAAUUAAUGCACGCCGCAAGCUCGAGUCUUCGGGAGGAAGUUCUGGUAUCGGAAGCGAUCUGGCGCCUUCACCAGAACGCAACGAGUACCCAAGACAUGACAACCAUAGCACAAGUGAGGAAGACUGGGCCGAGAGCACCGCUUACUUGAUGCACGAAGCUUUCGACGCUUCACCACCUCGUCGAGCCCCCUCUCCCCGUCGCGUCCCCUCCCCCCGCCGCGUACCCUCCCCGCGUCGCUUAUCACCUCCGCGUCGCACUCUCUCACCGCGCAACUUCGACAGAACUCCUUACAACGAUGAUUACAAUGAUCAAUACCGAGACCAACUGGCCCCCUUCCGUGAUCAAGCUACAUUUGAACGUCGCUUCCGUCACGAAUCCCUCGAACGCCCCAAAGAGAAGUUUACAAGCCCUGUCGAUAAAACCGAUAAGUUCGAUGAUGAUACGCCAAGCUACAGGAGGCGAUACAUGGCUGAAACUAAACCAUCAAGCCGGAACAUUGAGCGAACUGAAGAUCGAAGGUAUGGGAAGCUCCAGAGAGGUGCCAGCGAAGGCAGCCUCAAAGUCUCCGACACCUCGCCCAAAGAACGCUUUAAUGUUGCCAAGGAGAAGUUCAUGAACCUGGAACGAGAGCGGUUCAACCGGGAACUUGAAGCUCAUAUGGCAAUCCGAAGAAGUAUGCUAGAAAGGAAUAGUCGUUCGACUUCUUCCCCGGAAGAGGAAAGAAGAGAUGAGCGUCCGGAACGUCAAAGAGAAUUGGGCUCUCGUCGAGAAAACGACCGUUCUCAUCGAGAUUUGGAACGUUCUCACAGGGACCCAGACCGACGUAAAGAAGAUAGAGUUCGCGACUUAGGCGCUGCAGAUUUAGGGCACAGGGAAAUAGAAAGACUUCCAAGGGUUGGCCGGAAGCGGGAUGAUCUAAAGAGAUACGAAUACGGAACAGAGGACUAUUUGAACAGGAUCGAGCCAAAGGAACAUAGGGAGGACUUCGAUCGAUACAGAGAACGGAGAGAAUUAGAUCGUCGCAUUGAAGAAGACGAAAUAAUUGAGCCAGUAAUAGACGAUAGGAGGAGAGAUUGGAAUGAUAGGCAAAAGGCAUUCAGCCGUUCUCGUUUGUUAGACGAACAACGGCAGUCAUACGCUGAAGGCGAUAGGGAUAGGUUUUUCGAAAGGGACUAUAGAGAUUUCCGUGACCUGGCGGAGAGGCAACCGGCGAAAUUCCGGCACAGUUAUGCCGAACCGAUACCCAGAGGUCGCCUUGGUACUGUGAGACCUUAUUAAGAACGCCAUAAUAGAUUUUUAGAUUCUUCACCUGUUUAAAUUUUUACGGACUCUAAAAAUAAAUGAUGCAACUUUGUAUUACGAGCAAUACCUACGUACUUAAUCGUAAUCGUAAGUUCUUCUUUUACUUUGGAAACCAACUUUAGAAAUUGUACGAUGUGCAUAAAUCUAUAAUUCAAAGUUGUAACAUGUUUAUAGAGUUUUUUUAAUGACGAUGAUUACGAUGUAAUCAAAAAUCGUUGCGUAUGGGUAUUGAUAUUCUUACUAACAUAUUUUGUUGUCAUUUUUUAUUUUUUGUAUAUGUCGCAAUGUACCUAUAAUAUUAUAAACCAACGAUACUGUUAUACAUAUAAAAUAGUAUGUAUUUUUACAAAAGAUAAUAAAAUGUAAAUAACAAAACUUACUUAUAUACGAACAAAGUUAGGUUAUAUACCUUACUAUUUUAUUAUACCCCAAUAAUAUUUCAUAAGGCAAGCUUCUAUGAGAUAAUUAUACUGUAUUACAAAGAACAAGUAGUUCUUUUUGAAUUGAGAAUCUAUAACAAUAUAUUUAUUAAGUAAGAUAAACUCUUUUGUUACAUAAGCAAUUAGUUUCUUUACAGCAUCGACUAUUUUAUUGGGAAAAAAAUUGCGUUCCAACUAUUAUAAAACAUUCUAAAAGAUUAUUAUUUCGUGGGUUUUAUACAUAUUUUGAAGAUACACAAUUCAAAACAUAUAACCCCUGGAAUUCCCGAUAUCUCUUCUUCUUAUACCAAACCCCAUUUAUCAAAUCAUUAUUUGUUGUUAUUGCUAUGUAUAAAACUUAUUCACGCCAUAUGAACAUUAAAUAAUCGGCUUUAUAUUCUAAGCGAUUGUAAAGGAGACGUGAGACUUGUAGAGAAUCAUUUACGAUUAUAUAUUAAAGAUAAAUACUCAUUAAGUGUCACAGAAAUAUAUUUGUAAAUAUAAAUUAUAAUAACCUUAGCCGGCAUAACAUAUAUUAAGUUAUACAUUAUUAUACAACAGAUUAAAAAAUCUCACAUUGUUAUACUUGCACGAAUUUUAUACUAAAAAAAAUUAUUAGCAUACUUAAUUUACAUUUUUCUUAAAAUAUAAAUUUCAAUGUAAGCGAAUUUUUUUUAAAGAAAGUGUAACACUGUGAGAACCUUUACUUCUCUUUCUUUCGGAUGAAAGAAAGCUAACUUAGCACUAGUGGUUCAAUAAAUCUACCUUUAACUAUUUUAAGCCUUCAAAGACAACAAUAAAUAUUCUAAAAUAUAUAUAUUUUAUAUAGAAAUAUUCAUAAAAAUCUAGGUAUUCAACAGGAAAUGUAGAUACUUUUUGGUACCCAUUGGGAACACUAUGACAGCAAAACCGUGAAUGCAGUAUCCGGUUACGUUACUGCUUACAUAAGCCGAUUGCUUUUACACUAAAACACAAGUUUUAAAAUGCUUUCUAUUAAAUUAAAAUCUUUAUGUUUCGAACCAUUUCGGGCGCCGGGAUAAAUCCCUUAACUAAGGAAUUUAGAAUAACUCCCGAGUGUAACGAGGUGGAACGAACGUGUCUAGAAUCUUGAGUGUAGUGAAGAGUUAAGGGGCGCCCAAGACUGCCACUAGAUAAUAAGUAGGAACUGUAUUUUCUUUUUAGCUAGUAGUGUAAAAAAUGUUUUUGCUUCUUUUUUUUUUUGUUUCUGCUUACUACCAAACUUUUCGGUAAAGGAUCGAAGUCAAGUGGACACAUAUUUUGUAUAUUUUAUCCUACAAUUUAGCUGCAUCUGCACAUAAACUGUAGGAUAAAAAACCUCCUUACAGCUAGUUCCGGUUGCCGUGUUCUUUUUCCGGUUGAAAAAGUAUCUAUGUCACCGUAGGGUUGUCUAACUCAUUAUCAACUAGUGCUAAGUUAGCCUACAAUUGUUAAAGUUCUUAAAAGGAUUAUCUGUUUAUUCCAAGAUAUUGUAUAGUAUGGUUGGUUAAUUAAACAAAGCCUAUGUUACGAAACAAUAAAUGCGAUAAUAGCAAUCCUUGCGAUAAAAUAACUCUCAUACUAUUUAACAAAUAGUACUAGGCAAGCAGCAUUACGAGGAAAGCAAACAGUCAGGCACCUUAUCGGUGUUGUACCAAAAUAAUCGUUUAAACCAUUUUGAAAAAGAGCAUAAUUUCCAAAAAAAAUGUUACUAUGAGAACGUGAUUAAUAAUGACGGAUUUAACUACCUUUUGUAUUUUUCAACUUUCUCUGUCAUCUAAUCGCUCGUUGCAGUCUGGACAAAAUAAAUGUUGACACAGACAAAAUGAAGAUUGUCUAUGAAAUUAAAUAUACAAGUUCACCGCUCUUGUCGGUGAUAGGCUAACGGUUAAAACUUCGGCCUCCGGUUCAGGAAGAGCAAGUUCGAUCACCGGCAAGCACCUCUAACUUUUCGGAGGUUAAUGCGUUAUAAGCAAUGAAAUAUCAAAAAAAAUAAGAGGUUUCAGCAUUACUAUCCCAAUUCUGUCCUACUAAAGGGCACGCGGGUCUCCUCUCAGGACCUAGGCCGUAGUUCACCAUGUGUGGAUUGAAGACUUCACAAUCCUUUGAAUAGAAACAUUAUGAAGAACUUUCAGGCAUACUUCGCUCAUGAUCUUUGCCUCCACCGUUAAAGGAAAUGAUAUUUAAUAACUUAAAACGCACUUUAUGACUCCUAUAAGCUAGAGGUGUCUACUGGUGAUAGAAAUCAGUCCUGCCCCAAAGACAGUAGACAAUCAUUGCUUGUAUUAAGUUAUCAUCGCCUAUUUGCUAAAGGGUGUGGUUGCCGGUGUACUUAAAGGCACAAUGUGACAUCAAGUUGAUGGAGACAUGGUGGCACGUUGUUGAAAUGCAUGCACAGUGAAGUUUUGCUCUGUUUAUAGUCUAGGUUUUCCAAUUCCCAUCAAUCAAAGAAGGCCGAUUGGCGCAGUUUGCAGCGACCCUGCUUUCUGAGCCCAAGGCCGUGGGUUCGAUUCCAUUACCACUACUGGAAAAUGUUUGUGUGAUGAGCAUGAAUGUUGACGUAU
Pararge aegeria (speckled wood butterfly) is the source of this 5335-nucleotide messenger RNA. RefSeq lists its product as uncharacterized. The record is from RefSeq and is a predicted model, not a curated record. Lineage: Eukaryota; Metazoa; Arthropoda; Insecta; Lepidoptera; Nymphalidae. The coding region runs from base 325 to 2331 and encodes 668 amino acids. The transcript has 8 exons.